Molecule: messenger RNA, 576 nt
Organism: Dentiscutata heterogama
Lineage: Eukaryota; Fungi; Glomeromycota; Glomeromycetes; Diversisporales; Gigasporaceae
Source: the annotation of a GenBank genome assembly
AUGGAAUCAUUUCCAAGUUACGACGGUUCUUGCCAUCCAGUCGAUUGGGUUAACAAUUUAAAAUUCGUUGCAGCACUUCAUGGAAUAACAUCAGAGACCGUCCUAGUAGACCUAGCGCUUCUUAAAAUAAGUCGAGCGAUUCAAAAUAAUAGUAGUGGAUCUAUAACAAAAUUCUCGGAAGUAAUUGACCUCCUAAAGACAGAUUCAUCGUAUAAGAUUUUCAAAUUGACUUCAGAAAAAAAACUUUCAACACUACGAUUUACGCAUUUAUGUGAUGUCAGAGAUUUUAUUGUUGAACUACGACAAUUACUAAGUGACGCUGAAAUUUUUGAUUUAAAUACACAAAAAAAAUAUAUUAUAAAAAUUUUAUCUAGCAAAUUGCUGGCUAAAAAUUUUAGUUCAAAAAUUGCAAAUGCAACAUCUGCUGAUGAAGUUUUCAUUAAUCUUCAAGAAUCACUUCAUAAGCUUAAACGUGUAGUUAAAUAUGGGUCUGUAAUUACUUUGUACCACGUCGAUACUAAUAAGAUUUUAUCGAGAACAUUAAAUAAAUAUAGCGGCGGUUCAAAGCAAUAUUGG